Molecule: messenger RNA, 1985 nt
Organism: Ylistrum balloti
Lineage: Eukaryota; Metazoa; Mollusca; Bivalvia; Pectinida; Pectinidae
Product: guanylate cyclase soluble subunit beta-1-like
Exons: 8
Coding region: 174-1985 (603 amino acids)
Biological process (GO): response to oxygen levels; cGMP biosynthetic process
Cellular component (GO): guanylate cyclase complex, soluble
Molecular function (GO): heme binding; guanylate cyclase activity
Source: RefSeq, a predicted model, not a curated record
ACAAACACUAAAGAACACACGAGAGAGAAUAGUUCCGGACUUAAUUUAAGCGACCUCAACUUUAAGUGAACACUUUGACAACGGACUAGCUUGCUACUCUUUUAUUUUGUGAUGGACUUGUAAGCCUCUGCUCGGGACGAGAUACGAACACAAGAGCACUCUUCAACAGCACCAUGUACGGGUUUGUGAACUACGCUUUGGAGCUCCUGGUUGUGCGGAAUUUCGGCGAUGAAAUUUGGGAGAAGAUUAAACAGGAAGCUGGUUUGGAAAUGGACGGACAUUUUCUCGUCCGGAUGGUGUACGAUGAUGGCGCCACUUAUGAUCUCGUCGGCGCAGCUGUCAAGGUUCUCGACACACCCGCUAAUACCAUUUUGGAAAUGUUCGGCAAGAUGUUCUUCGAAUUCUGUCAAGAAUCAGGGUAUGACAAAAUUUUGCAAGUCUUAGGCGGUACUACAAAAGACUUCCUUCAAAACCUCGACGCCCUUCACGACCAUCUCGCUACGAUUUAUCCAGGCAUGCGCGCUCCGUCCUUCCGGUGCACAGAGCGGGAAAGUGACGGUGCAACCGUUCUACACUACUAUUCUGAUAGACCAGGUUUAGAACAUAUCGUCAAAGGUAUAGUGAAAACAGUUGCCAAGCAGCUACAUCAGGCAGAAGUGCAGGUAGAGAUUCUCAGAGAAAAAGGCGAGGACUGUGAUCAUGUGCAAUUCGUUAUUGUUGACGAUGCCUCAAAGGACAUGGCCACCAAGGCCGAAUUGAACGAAUUCGAACAUAAUCUUUCCCAUGAGAAAAAGAUUAGUCCCGCUACAUUUAGUCGGGCGUUCCCCUUUCAUAUCCUGUUUGAUCGAAAGAUGGAAAUCCAGCAAGUUGGAAGUUCUCUGCUUAGAGUGAUUCCCAACACAACCAAGAAAGGUGCAAAAAUUGACGACCUCUUUGACAUGGUCCGGCCACAUAUGAAUUUUGAAUUUGAUCACAUUUUGUCUCACAUCAACACCGUGUUUGUGCUAAGGGUAAAGCAAAUCGGAGUUGGAGGACUCUUUGUGGACAAAGAUGAAAACUCACGCAUGCGUCUGAAGGGACAAAUGAUCUACGUGCCAGAAUCAGACUGUCUGUUGUUCAUGUGUUCACCUAGCGUUGCUAAUCUAGACGAUCUGGGAAGAAGAGGACUAUAUAUUAGUGAUAUACCUCUUCAUGAUGCUACGAGGGAUCUGGUAUUGCUAUCAGAGCAGUUUGCCGCAGGGUACAAACUCACUCAGAAACUGGAGAUUCUCAACGACCAGUUGCAGCAGACUCAUAGAGAACUUGAGCAUGAAAAGAAGGAAACUGACAGGUUGAUGUACUCGAUACUUCCGGAGUCAGUAGCUCACGAGCUCCGUCAUCAACGUCCAGUUCCUGCUAAAAAGUUUGAGAAGGUCACCAUCUUGUUCAGCGGUAUCAAAGACUUCAACGAGUUUUGUGCUAGGCACUCUGACGCCAAAGGAGCCGAACUGAUAGUUAAACUUUUGAAUAUUGUCUAUACGAAAUUUGACGAUUUGCUUGGAAAUAACCCGGAUGUUUAUAAGGUGGAAACUGUAGGAGACAAGUACAUGGCAGUAAGCGGGCUUCCUGUACCGUGCAAUGAGCAUACCCUGUGCAUAGCGCGCCUGGCUCUGGAUAUGAUGGAUAUAUCGAAGGAUCUAAUUGACCCGGAUGGAAACAAGAUUGUUACAACUAUUGGUAUCCAUUCCGGUGAAGUGGUGACUGGGGUUAUCGGGAAGCGCAUGCCCAGAUAUUGUCUGUUCGGAAACACCGUCAACCUGACGAGUAGGACGGAAACAACCGGAGAAAAGGGGCGAAUCAAUGUGUCAGAGUAUGCUCAUAAAUACUUAACAGAAGAUAAGGAUUGUUUUGAUCCUAGUAUCGAGCUAACUUACAAAGGGGAGACGAAAAUGAAGGGAAAGCCAACACCCAUGAAAACCUAUUUCCUGUCAAGAAAACAGACAUGA